AUGGUUGGUGGUAUUAUUGGUUUGGUGGCUACCAUUUAUUUAAAGCCACGUCGAAAUCGAUUCAGUGAAAAUUCGGUGCAUCAAAUGAGUUCACCGACAAAUGCGCUUCUUGGAACUUUUAUGCUUUGGUGGGGUUGGUUUGGAAUUAAUUCUGGAUCAGCCUGGGGUGUUACCAAUGGUCGUUGGCGACUUGCAGCCAGAGCAUCGGUGGCAACAAUUAUGAGCUCAAUUGGCGGUGGUGUCACAUCAAUUACAUUUAGUUUUGCUAAAACAAGAAAAUUACAAGUUAAUUAUCUAAUCUUUGGAUUACUUUCUUCAGUAGUUGCUAUUACAGCAAUUUGUGCCGUUGCACGACCCUGGCAUGCAUUAUUGAUCGGUGCAAUCAGUUCAACAAUUUCCAUCUCAGUAAUACCGGCAUUGGAAUUUUUGAAAAUUGACGAUCCGGUUGGAAUUAUACCAAUUCAUCUUACAUCAUCCAUAUGGGGUAUGUGUGCAGUUGGUAUUUUUGCGGAGGAUGAUCAGGUGCUGAUUUUGGGUAAAAGUCCUCUUGGAAUACGGGUUACAGAUUACGAGGAGCAGAUUGGUGCUGAUGUUGUAGAACAUGGCUUAGCUGGCACUAACAUUGCACGAUAUCAUGUUGAAAAACCGUUAUCAUCGAAAACUUUUGCAACUGUUACAAAAGCAAUAACAAAAUGGAAAAUUCAAACACGUGCUAAUCGAGCAUUACGUGAACAAAACGCUAUACGCGGAUCUCGACGUGAACCAGAUGGUGUGUUAAUUCGACAACGUAAAAGUAAACUUUCUAAUGAUACUUUCUUUCCACUAAGUCAUCGAUCACGACAUUUGCCUUCACGUGUAAAAAUGAGCACCACACCUUCAAUAUUACUUUCAUCAAACAUUCCCAAACAGGGCAAUUUAUUGUCGCAACAAUUUCGACAUUUCGUAACACCGUUUAGAAAAAAAGAAGAGAAUAGGAAAUAUGAAACAGUACCUACUGCGAAACGAUCAAUGAACGAUGAAGAUGGAAAAAAUCCAAAUUACAUUAGAAGAAUAUCAAAAUCAAAUUUUAUACCAAUAAUGAAUAGUCGAUUUACAAAUGACGCUAUUGGUACGUUACAAUCAUUAAAUCUGAAUCGAUUACAAUUGGAUCAUAGUACUGUACCGGUACAGGUACAGAUAUAUCGAAGAUCACUGGAUCAUGAUAUCGUAUCAGAUAGACGGGUGCUUCAGUGUGUCAAAUCAAGUACAGAUUCAGAGAAUACAACCAGGAUUGUUACUUCUGACACAUCGUUUAGGAAUAAAAUUUUACCAUUAAUUUCUGAUGCUGUUUAA
Molecule: messenger RNA, 1332 nt
Organism: Acanthocheilonema viteae
Lineage: Eukaryota; Metazoa; Nematoda; Chromadorea; Rhabditida; Onchocercidae
Source: the annotation of a GenBank genome assembly